UCGGUCGUUCGGUCAGUCAGUCAGGCAGCUGCUGUUCUUCACACACACACACAGGUCUGAAUGGUGAAAGGAAGAUAAAACCGGCUACAAAAUCGCCUUUUACAGCGGAAUGUUCACUCGAAGGGUUUAUGGAGACGUCAAGAAAUCUACACAGAAAGUUCUGGACCCAAAGAAGGAUGUUUUCACGCGUUUGAAGCAUCUACGCGCGCUGUUAGAUAUUAUUGACAGGAAUGAACUGAGGCUAUUCUUUGAAACCAACUGCUCACAGAUUUAUUUUAUCUUCUAUGAAAAUUUCAUUACACUGGAAAGCAACUUAAAGCAAAAAGGGAACAAAUCUCAACGGGAGGAGCUGGACUCCAUCCUCUUUAUUUUUGAAAAAAUUCUUCAACUUCUACCUGAGAAAAUCAACAGUCGAUGGCAGUUUCACAGUAUAGGGUCUAUACUCAAAAAACUUUUGCACACUGGAAACUCUUUCAAGAUCCACUGUGACGGCAUGCGUCUGUUCCUGCUCUGGCUAGAAGCUCUGCAGAGCAACUGUGCAGAAGAGCAGCUUCUCAUUUUCGCCUGCCUGAUCCCAGGAUUCCCUGCUGUUGCCUCAUCCAGAGGACCCUGCACACUGGACACCAUCAUUUACAACCCCUUUUCCAACCCGCCUGACGCCAAGAUUGUGCCGGAGGAGAUCACCCCACUGGUGCCUGCGGUUCCGGGAGAGAAGGUGGCAGACGACCACACCUGUUCUGUGCUUCAGAUUGUGCUCAAGUUCAUGGUUCUCCAGGCAUCCAGCUUGGACUGGAAAAACAAAGAGAACCAGGACACAGGCUUCAGAUUUCUCUUUUCCCUGUUCAAGAAGUACUACCUGCCUCAUCUCUUCCCUUCUUUCACAAAACACACCAACCUCUACAAGCCACAAUUAGAUCUUCCCAUUCACAGACCAAAGCCCCUCUACAUCCAAGUGAUGCGCAACAGCGAGAGUACAUACUGCACUAGGGAUCAGUACCUGGCUCCCCGCGUGGCCUUCAUCACGUGGCUUGUGAACUUCUUCCUGGAGAAGAAGUAUGUGAACUCGGCCACGAGCAGCUCUAAGAAUGGAGGAGAGGUCCUUCCUAAGAUUAUCCAGACUGUGACUGCGGGCGGCAUCAGUCAGGAGAAGAGCGCAGACACCGAGUCCAACGGUCCUGUGGAGCAGGAGAAGAACCACUCGAACAGCAGCACGCUCUCUGAUCGCAGGGGCAGCAACUCCAGUGUGUGUAGCAUCGAGGAGGAGCAUCGAGGCGUCUACGACAUGGUGCAGUCCAUCCUGCUCUCCACACGGGACAAUGUCAAUUUCGUCAACGAGGUCUUCCAUCAGGCUUUCCUGCUGCCGUCCUGUGAAGCCUCAGCCACUCGCAAGGUGAUCAAAGUCUACAGGAAGUGGAUUCUUCAGGAUAAACCCACAUUCAUGUCUGAGCCUGAGACGACAAGCCAGGAGGAAGAUGGAGAGGAAGAACAGCUGGUCUCCGAGACGGACAAUGUGCUUGUGGAGGUGCUGGAGCCUCAUGGGCACAAGCGAUCGUCCAGCUGGGGGCGCACAUACUCCUUCAGCAGCGCCAUCAGCAGAGGCUGUCUGACUGAAGAACAGAACCAGGACGUCAAGGCUGGGGUCCAGUCCACUCUGCAGGUGUUCCUGACCAACUCUGCCAACGUGUUCCUGUUGGAGCCAUGUCAGGAUGUGCCCAAACUGCUGGAGAACCAGUUGGAGGCGUGCCGUGCGGUGCUCAGCGUCUACCGGCACAUUAUCAUGGAGCAGAACAUGAACCGCCAGACCUGGGAGCAGUUGCUGCAGGUGUUGCUGAGGAUCACUGAGGCAGUGAUGAAGAGACCACAGGAGAACCAAAGAAAAGACUCGUUCGCUCACAGCCUGGCCAGCAUCCUCUUCAAAACGAUCUUUGUGGCGUGGGUGCGGGCCAACCUGACGGUGUUUAUAUCUCGUGAGCUGUGGGACGACCUGCUGGCUGUGCUGUCGUCUCUCAGCCACUGGGAGGAGCUGGUGUUCGAGUGGGCCAGCAUCAUGGACUCUCUCACUGCGGUGCUGGCCCGUUACGUCUACGGCCUCGAACUCCACAACCUGCCGCUCGACAAACUCUCAGAGCAGAAGAAAAAGAAGCAGCGUGGCAGAGGAGUGGUGCAGGACUCCCAGAAGUCAGCAGACACCGGGCGGACCUUCUCUUUGAGCUGGAGGACCUCUGAGGAGCAGAGCGGCACUCAGGAGCCCAUGAGGAUUCGCAGCGCCACCACCACUGGAGCUCCUGCGGUGGAGAAAGCUCGCAACAACGUCAGGCAAAAAGCUUCAGCUAAGCGAAGUCAGUCUAUCAGCAACUGUGUGCAUCUUUGUGAGGCUUUGCCGGCCACUAAGACUGUGCCCAUGCUCCUCCACACUGUCAGCUCUUUCUUACCUGGUAUCUCUCACAACUCUCACUGCUCUCACAGACUCUCAGACGUGGAGGAGUGUCAGCUGUCGGAGUGUGAGAUGGGGGAUGGAGACAGUCCUCUGCCCCGCAGUAGCAGCACCUCUGACAUCACACAGCAGAUCAACGACACCUUCCCAGGUCAGAAGAGAGAUGAGUCUGCAGAGACGAGCAGAACGUGUGUGUCAGAGAGCAGCUCUACUGGGAAAAGAGAGAGCGACGCUCCCAUGAUUCUGAUCCGGCGGAGCAGCAGUCCAGCAGAUCUGGAUUAUCCAGGAGAGGGAGCUCCAACAUUCCUGAAAAAUAAACUGCGGGAGAAAAGUGAGAGUGUGAGCAGCGAGGCGUCUAACGGCUAUCUGAACGACGCGGAGGUGGGUCUGCUGGCGUGGCAUGCGGUCGAGGAGGAGCCGGACUCUCCCUCUACUCAUGACAUGAGUGUCACGGCGGAUACAGUGAGCCAGAGGAGUCUCCUGCUCAGCCACACUGAAGCACUGGCAGGGUCUGAUUGUGCAGCCCUUCCUCACUGUCCCCCAGUGUCUCCGGCUCUCCUCCUGCCUCAUGGCUGCUGUGAGGGCCCUCAGCUCCUGGAGGAUGCCAUGAAUAUGCCUCACCAUCUGGACAGCAGCGAGUUUCUGGCCGAUGAUGUCAGCAUCAUCGCCGGUGGCAGCUUGACCGGUUGGCACGCAGACUCAGCCUUCGUUCUCUGGAGAAGGAUCCUGGGGAUUCUCGGUGAUGUGAACAGCAUCCGCUGUGCCCGUAUCCACGCCAAGGUCUUCAGUUACCUCUAUGAGCUCUGGCACAAGCUGGCCAAGAUCAGAGAUAAUCUAGGGAUCAGAGUGGAUACAGACACAGCCAUGGCCAGACCCUUGUUCUUCCCUCCUCUGCGCAUGCUGGCUUCCUGGCUCUUCAAGGCUACCAUGCUGCCGUCAGAGUUCAAAGCUGGGAAGCUGCAGGCGUAUAAGCUGAUCUGUGAGAUGAUGACCAAACAUCAAGACGUCCUGCCCAACAGUGACUUCCUGGUGCACCUCUACCACGUCAUGCACAAAGGCUUCACCAGCGACGAUCUGGAUGUGUUGAACACGAUGAUUAGGUGGUGUUCUCCACGAUUCUUCUUCCUUGGCCUGCCGGGCUUCACCAUGCUGGUGGGAGACUUCAUCACCGCAGCUGCUCGCGUCCUGAACACAGACUCUUUUGAGGCUCCACGGAUCGAGGCUCAGACGGUUCUUGGUUCGCUGGUGUGCUUCCCUAAUCUGUAUCAACAGAUCCCAUCUUUGCAGUCAGUUCCUGGAUCUGAGGAUAUUGUAGUUGGCAAAGAGGACAUGAAGGACUACCUUGUAAACAUUCUUCUGAAGACUGCACGUAAUGAGACAUGUGAAGGAGCCAGGUGUGUAGCGAUCUGCAGUCUGGGGCUAUGGGUGUGUGAGGAGCUGAGACACACAGAAACACAUCAUCAGGUGAAGGAUGCAAUCAACGUCCUGGGUGUCACACUGAAGUUUGGAAAUAAGGUGGUGGCAAAUGUGGCCUGUGACAUCUUUCAGCUGCUGAUUUCUCACUGGCAGCACUUACAGAGACUGGAGCCGUCCCUUCCCAAAAGAAUCAUUGAGAUUUUUGUAGCAACCAUAGCGUUUCUUCUGCCCAGUGCUGAACACUCAACAGUUGAGGCAGAUAAAAAGUUAAUGGUGUCUCUACUGCUGUGCCUGCUGGACUGGUGCAUGGCCGUACCUCUCUCCAUCCUCCUGGAGCCCAUCACUAUGCCUGUGCUGGAUGACCCCACCUCACAGAAAGCCCCGCUACUCGACUACAUUUACAGGGUGCUGCACACUUGUGUAUCAGGGUCUAACCUACACACUCAACAAAGUCACUACCUCCUCAGCCUUGCUGAUCUGUCGACAGACUACGAACCCUUCCUUGCUCUUGGCAAUGUCAAGAGCUUCGAACCACCCCCCAUACACAAUGUCAUGGGGGACUUUGGAAAUCUCCUCACCGUGGCUGAAGAAAAGAAAAGGAGAAGCAUGGAGCUGAUUCCUCUGACUGCUCGGAUGGUAAUGUCACACCUGGUCAAUCAUUUGGGACACCAUCCUCUCAGCGGCGGCCCUGCUCUUUUAAACAGCCUGGUCAGUGAGAACCACGACAACCCCUACAUAGAGUCUUCCGAACUCUCCUCUGAAGUCUUCAAAAGCCCCAAUCUACAGCUCUUCGUCUUCAAUGACAGCACACUAGUCUCGUACCUUCAGAUCCCCUCUGAUAAUUCCAGCACUGGAAGUGCCAACCCAAGGGAUCAUUCCUCUGAGGUCCGCGUCAUUGUCCGGGACAUCUCGGGAAAGUACUCGUGGGACGGCGGCGUUCUCUUCUGCACUUUGGAUGGAUCUGGCUUGAGCUCCAGUGGCAGUAGAGAUCAGUCGUCUCAUGACGCCGGUCUCUCUGAAAAGCAGAGCUCCGUCCGCUCCAGUAAAUGCUCCUCUGAGUUGGAAGUGGAGGAUGGCGUGGAUGUGUUGGACCAGCUACUGGAAGAUCUCGGCCACAGCAGCCCCGAGUGCCUCCCGCAGCCCCAGCUGAGGCUCACACAGCCCCCCGCUCCACCCAUGGGCAUGAACCCUGAGAUGGAAGGCCUCAUCAUGGAUGCCAUCCACAGACAGACGAAGCAAGAGGAUGAGGAGCUGAUGUGGAGGCAGAGUGAAGACCCCAGCAUCAGAGCAGAGACACAGAGAGAGCCCACACACCAGGAGCCAAAAUCCCCCUUUUACCUCUGCAGACUUCUUCUCAACGACCUCGGCAUGAACUCAUGGGAUCGCAGAAAGAACUUUCAUCUUCUAAAGAAGAACUCCAAGCUCUUGAGAGAGCUGAAGAAUUUGGACUCAAGGCAGUGUCGAGAGACGCACAAGAUUGCUGUGUUCUACAUUGGAGAAGGCCAAGAGGACAAAUGCUCCAUUCUGUCCAACACCGAAGGCAGUCAGGCGUACGAGGACUUUGUCUCUGGGCUGGGAUGGGAGGUGAAUCUGGCCACUCACUGUGGGUUUAUGGGGGGUUUGCAGAGGAAUGGCAGCACCGGAAACACAGCGCCAUACUACGCUACUUCCAACGUGGAGGUCAUCUUCCACGUGUCGACCCGCAUGCCUUCCGACUCAGAUGACUCCAUCACCAAAAAGCUCCGUCACUUGGGAAAUGAUGAAGUGCACAUCGUGUGGUCGGAGCACACGCGGGAUUACAGACGAGGAAUCAUUCCCACCGACUUUGGAGAUGUCCUCAUCAUCAUCUACCCGAUGAAAAACCACAUGUUCUUUGUUCAGAUCCUGAAAAAAACCCAGGUUCCUUUCUUCGGGCCUCUGUUCGACGGGGCGAUAGUGACUGGAACGCUGUUGCCCAGUCUGGUUCGGGCCACGUGCAUCAACGCAAGCAGGGCCGUGAAGUCUCGACUGCCGCUCUACCAGAGUUUUUAUGAGGAGAGAGCUCUCUACCUGGAGGCCAUCAUUCAGAACCACAAGGAGAACAUGACCUUCGAGGACUUUGCUGCCCAGGUCUUCUCUCCCUCCCCCAGCUUCUGGCCAACCGGAGGAGCAGGUUCCCUCAGCGGCAGCACGAGCGCUGACCUCAGUGUUACCGCGAUGACCGUCGACUCCGGUGACCAGGUCUCUCCGACGAUACCGCGCGCAUCCAAACACCGUGUGUCCGGGAAGCUCCGCCGCUCGGCCAGCGCCAUCAGCAAAUCCUCAAACUGAACUCGGCGUCCUUAAACAACGUGCUUGAAUGUAUUAUCUGACUGGAAUGUGACUUUUAUUUGUGAGAUGCAACUGUCACUAUAUUAUGUAAAUGACGUGCGGAAAGAAAAACCAAGAGAAUCAUUUAUUCGGAAGAAAAGGACUUUCAUAGAAACGCCGCAUUCAGAAGUCAAAUAAAACGUUUGAAAAACACUCACUUUACUUCAUGUCAAACACUGGUGAACGUGGGAGAGACUUUGGUGUCGUCCCAGCACUGAGACGCUUUUUUGCCAGUCUGAGAGAACACUGACGCUCUCGAAUCAUGGAAAGAGAGAGCGUCAGCUUUUACUACUUUAAUAACGUGUAACCAGUGACGUCUUUCAAAGCAAUGAAAUCAUGUUUUCUUUUCUUUCUUCGCGUUAUAAUUACUUUUAAGCAAGUGCUUUGAUUGUUUUAUGGCAUUGAUUUAUGAAAAGGCACCUGCCGUUUGUGAUUGGGUCGAGGUGUAGCAUGAAUGUGCUUCUUAAUUUGGGAUUUGAACCCGUUCCUGUCACGUGAAUCGACUCUAACAUUCCAAUGUUUUUGCACUCUCAGUGGUGAAGAUGCCGUCGCUUCUUCUUUUCUUCCCUCUGUGUUUGGAUGUACUGUACGUUGCUUUCAUUUUGAUUUGAUUUGAUGAUAUACUUGUGUCAUGUUGUACAUACAGAGGAGGCGCCUCAGGUAAAGCCCAACUCUGGCUGUGAAUGAAGGGAUCCUCACGGUGCAACUGGGACCAGUCUGUAGGCUUUUUCUUUGUGUUUCCCCUCCGCAACUUUAAUUGAUCCCACACUUCCUGACGAGAGAAAGAUCCGCGCGAGUAAAUUGAAUGAGAUUGUCUGUUUGGUGAGAGCUGCUUCUGUGUGAUUAGAUGCUGGAUGGGGGAUCUUUUCCACCUGCUUCCCCGAUUCCCACGUGCCUCUCCGAGUGCCCUUUACCAUACCAGCAGCAUCUCUCUCUCUCUCUAUAUAUAUAUAUAUAUCUCACUCUCUCCCUUUCUCUAUCUCUCUCGCUCGCCAACGCCCUGACGCCGUAGAGACCGGCCUGGUUGCCACGGAGACCAGGUGUCACACACUGCAAGCUCCGCCCACGCUGCAACAGGACACGUGUUGCGCCACUUUGCCUUACCUGAACACUUGUCUUUAAGCCGGACACUUUCCCCCUCUCUUCCAAACGCUAAGUAACAUAGGAGGCGUUCUCUGAGUGCACCGAAUGAUGAAGCUGACGAAUGUAUGCAAACGGGCUGAAAAUACUGCAACUAGCCCCACUUCUGUUUGAGAACGAUGCGUUCAUUGUAGACUUUGUUGUUAGCCUUGUAUAUUGUGUCUCUUUUUUUCUUGUUUUUGUUUUUUGAAUGUUCUAAAUUCUGAAGGAUAUAAAUAUAAUAAUGCCUGUAAUAUAAUCUUUGUAAAAGACAUUGGAUAAGGAAGCUUGAAGAUUUCAUCAUGACUUGUUAACAUAUCAGACUGUUUUUAAUAGAAAAAAGUAAUCGCUUUAUCUUUACUAGAAAUGUGAAGAAGUCGAAACAUUUCAUUAAAUCGAUUUGAAGUUCA
Messenger RNA from Pimephales promelas (fathead minnow), 7728 nucleotides. RefSeq names its product Ral GTPase activating protein catalytic subunit alpha 2 (gene ralgapa2). Gene Ontology annotation, cellular component: cytoplasm; nucleus. The record is from RefSeq and is a predicted model, not a curated record. Gene Ontology annotation, molecular function: GTPase activator activity. Gene Ontology annotation, biological process: positive regulation of GTPase activity; regulation of small GTPase mediated signal transduction. Lineage: Eukaryota; Metazoa; Chordata; Actinopteri; Cypriniformes; Leuciscidae.